This is a messenger RNA of Photinus pyralis (common eastern firefly), 2412 nucleotides long. Its product is annotated as insulin-like growth factor-binding protein complex acid labile subunit. The coding region runs from base 1 to 2412 and encodes 803 amino acids. NCBI's taxonomy places the organism in Eukaryota, Metazoa, Arthropoda, Insecta, Coleoptera, Lampyridae. Gene Ontology annotation, molecular function: protein binding. The transcript has a single exon. The record is from RefSeq and is a predicted model, not a curated record.
AUGAGACAAAUCGUAAAGCUACUGUUUCUUGUUGGGUUAGCCAAUGUACAAUCGAAACUCUGCAACAAUCACCAUUGGAAAACUAUAACCUGUCACGGUAUAAGUUCGUUGGAUCAGCUAAAGAAAAGCGUUGAGGAAUGCAUUGAGAAAGACAAAGUUCCAAGGGCGGAUUUUAUUAAAUUAGAACUCACAAACAGUGAGAUUGGAUUUCUUCAGCCGAACACCUUCGUAGGUUACCAACAUUUAAAAGCUUUAUGGUUUUUUUCUAGCAACAUUACGAAUAUACCCAAUGGAAGUUUUAAACCUUUAAAAAAAUUGGAAGUGUUCGAAAUUGGCUCUAGCAAAGUAGGCAAUAUUGAAGAUAAAGCGUUUGAAGGAAUGUUUAAUGUGAAAUCGUUUAAAAUCUUUGGAACGAAAGUGUCGCGCUUUGCCAAGAAAGCAUUUGCUGACAUGCAUGCUUUGUUCCAAGUAGAAUUUCACGAUAACGAGUUGGAGGAAGUUGAUGAAGGUGCCUUUGAUAGUUCCCCAAAUCUUACCCAUCUGUAUAUUCAUACAAACAGGCAUGUGAAAAUCUCAAACAACCUGCUUGCAAAAUUGGUAUCACUGAAAACUUUGUUUCUUAGCGAGAACGACUGGGUUCAGUUAGAUAAUGACAUGUUCAGAGGGUUAUUUAAGCUCCAAACACUUUGGCUGCAUGGCAAUCGCUUGGAGACGUUACCAUCUCAAGUCUUCAACGAUCAAAGCUCAUUGUAUGAGCUACACUUGGAGAAUAACACUGUAAAGGAUAUACCCAGUGACUUGUUCGCGCAAUUAAAAAACCUUCGCAAUCUUUAUCUUUCCAAGAAUAAACUUCACAGCCUCCCAGGCACCAUUUUCAAACAAACGAAUAAUAUAUGGGUCAUCGAUCUUUCGGAUAACCAACUGACAGCUUUGGAUGGGGUAUUCGCUGGGCUUUCAGAGCUUACUGCAGUUUACUUAGCCAGAAACCUUCUGUCAUCAGUUCCCAAUGGCACCUUCUCCGACUGUUCCAAGCUCUCCGUACUGGAUGUGGCAGAAAACCAAAUCGAGAGGAUUUCACCUGGAAUGUUCUCAGGUGCACACGCAUUGGAAGACGUUGUAUUCCACGGCAACAAGAUCGGUACAGUUGAACCCGCCUCUUUCGAUAGUCUAACUGAAUUAAAAGCCCUGACUCUCACAAAAAAUAGGCUCAGGUUACUUCCACGUGGAGCGUUCGACAAGAACGUUAAGUUAGAGUCGCUCUAUUUAGCAGAUAAUGAAAUCUACUAUUUGGAAAAAGGAAUCUUUGACAACUUGCCCAAUCUGUCCAACCUAGAUUUGAGCAACAACAAGAUUAUGAAUUUCGAAUCUGGUACCUUUAAAAAUUUGAAGCUUGUCCGAUUCAUGUUCUUCAGCAACAAUCAGCUGAGUAGCAUAGUAACGAAGAUGUUUGAAGGGUUAAGUUCGUUGGGAUACCUUAAUAUCUCAAAGAAUCCCAUUGGAUCCAUAUCCUGCGAGGCUUUUAAGGACUUAUCAUCCUUGACAUCGCUACAGAUAGAAAAUGUUGAUGUAGAAGCCUUUCCUUCUGGAUGCUUUUCCAGCUUGAAAAAAGUAAGGUUUUUUAACAUUAACAGCUCCAGGCUAAAGCGGUUGAAUAAAGGGAUGUUCGCCGGUGUGGGAGAGAUAAGACACUUCUCCUUGUCGGGGAACCGCAUCGACCAUAUAGAAGUGGGCGCGUUUGAGGGAUUAGGCGAAGUCACCACCUUACACUUGCAUGAAAAUCGGCUUUCAGAAAUCAAAGGAGAGAUGUUCACUGGCCUACGGAACGUCCAAAAUCUCACGUUGAGUGAUAACAAAAUCGUUUCAAUCGACAAAGGCGGCUUCCAGGUGUUUCCAUACUUGCGCCAUCUCUACUUGGGACAAAACAACCUUCAAAACCUAAAGGGCGACGAAUUUACAACCGCCCGCGGCUUGACAGUCUUAGACUUGCAUAUGAACGGUAUCAAGAGUUUGCCAACCGACAUCUUCAAGCCGAUAGACAUACUUUCGUCGCUGAAUCUGGCCUUCAACAAACUGGGGACGUUACAAAAGGGUUCGAUACCAAUCAUACAUAUGUUGGAGUACUUGAAGUUAGGUAACAACGGAAUUGAUGAUAUCAAACCAGGUACGUUCGAGGGUUUUGAGUCGCUUUUGGAGUUGGAUUUGUCUAACAACACCUUAAAGCAUGUCAAUGAGGGAAUGUUCCAAGGACUUGACAGAAUGACUUCCCUCAACCUUGAGCAUAAUGAGAUAAGCGACUUGAACCCGGACGUCUUCAACAAUCUAAUCUCAUUGAGAGGUGUACGUUUGGGAGGUAACAAACUUAGCUCCGGUGUUAUGGAUGACAUCAAAAAGAGGUACCCAGAAUCAACGUAA